AUGAGCUACAUAUAUUAUGCAGUAAUUACAUCAUGCCUACUCUACUGUCGACCACCAUCCUGCUGGUGUUCUCCAGUGCACGGAUAUCGUCGAGCUCCUCAAGGAAAAUGCAUUCAUGAGGACGAAUGUGAAGCUGCUAUGAAGAACGCAAAUUAUACGGAAGAAGAAAUAAAACAGCUGGAAGCCAAGAAUGCGGCUACUCCUGAUUCCAGAAUGGAUAGUUCUGGAUUAGGCUCUGGGCUGUGGCAAAAUCAAAAAAACCUUUUGCAAGGUGGUGCGCCAUCACUCGUAAGUGGUAACAACAAUGAAGACUGGAAUACGAUGCUCGGCAAAUCGGGAUUCAAAAAUAUCGGUGACAUCAUGAACUGGAAGGGUGCUGCUGCUGGGAAUUUCAACCCAUUCAGCGAACAGAGGAAUUUUGCA
Messenger RNA from Gongylonema pulchrum, 423 nucleotides. NCBI's taxonomy places the organism in Eukaryota, Metazoa, Nematoda, Chromadorea, Rhabditida, Gongylonematidae. The record is from the annotation of a GenBank genome assembly.